Molecule: messenger RNA, 8543 nt
Organism: Cavia porcellus (domestic guinea pig)
Lineage: Eukaryota; Metazoa; Chordata; Mammalia; Rodentia; Caviidae
Product: BMP-binding endothelial regulator protein-like
Exons: 15
Coding region: 272-2299 (675 amino acids)
Cellular component (GO): extracellular region
Molecular function (GO): protein binding
Source: RefSeq, a predicted model, not a curated record
GGCCCCGAAAGGUGGCGCCACGCAGCCCGGUCUCCGCCACGGUCCCUACCAAGCCCGCGGGGAGGGUGGCGGUGGACACGCUGCCCGCCGAGCCUGGGAGGGAGGCGCCUGCCUCGGCCGCCCGACCGAGCGCGCCGCAGCUCGCACUGUGGGCUGCGCCCCCACCGGCCCGCGGGACCGGGGUCCCCGCGCCGCCUCGGCCUCCGGCCCCGCCCAUCCCGCCCUCGGCGCGGCUCCACUCGCGGCGGGCGCGGCGGGGACUCAGGUGGAGAUGCGCGGGCGCGCGGCGAGCUGGGGCGCGCGGCUGCUGCUGCUGCUGCUGCUGCUGGGCUGCGCGGGGCUGCGCGGGGGCCUGGGCUCCUCGCUGCUGACAGGUUCUGUUGCAAAAUGUGAAAAUGAAGGGGAGGAGCUCCAGAUCCCGUUCAUCACAGACAACCCGUGUAUAAUGUGUGUGUGCCUGAACAAAGAAGUGACGUGCCGGCGGGAGAAGUGCCCAGUGCUGCCGCGGGACUGUGCCCUGGCCAUCAAGCAGAGAGGCGCCUGCUGCGAGCACUGCAAAGGCUGCACCUAUGAAGGAAACACCUACAACAGCUCCUUGGAGUGGCAGAGCCCAGCUAAGCCCUGUGUCCUGCACCAGUGCCAGGAGGGCGUCAUGACAGAGUCUGAGGUGCGCUGUGUCGUUCACUGUAGAAACCCAGUGGAGCACCCGGGAGCCUGCUGCCCCACCUGUCCAGGCUGCGUGUUUGGAGGUGUGCAGUACCAGGAGGGAGAGGAGUUCCAGCCAGAAGGGAGCAAGUGCACCAAGUGUUCCUGCCUCGGAGGCAGGACACAGUGCGUGAGAGAAGUCUGUCCCAUUCUCUCUUGUCCCCAGCACCUUAGUCACACUCCCCCAGGACAGUGCUGCCCCAAAUGUUUGGGUCAGAGGAAAGUGUUUGACCUGCCUUUUGGGAGCUGCCUCUUUCGCAGUGACGUGUAUGACGAUGGGUCUUCAUUUCUCUAUGACAACUGCACAACGUGUACCUGCAAGGAUUCUACUGUGGAGUGUAAGAAGAAGUGUUCCCGCCCUGGUAGCUGUGACAGAGCCAAGGAGGCCUGUUGUGAGCAGUGCCUCCUGCAAGUGCCCUCAAAAGCUGUCAGCGUGUGCAAGUUUGGCAACAAGAUUUUCCAGGAGGGCGAGGUGUGGUCCUCAGCCAACUGCACCAUCUGUGCCUGUGUGACUGGCAAGACGGAGUGUCACAGGAAGCAGUGUGUGUCCAUCAGCAGCUGCCCACGGGGUAAAAUUCUCAACAGAAAAGGAUGCUGCCCGAUUUGCACUGAAAAGCCCGGCGUCUGCACGGUGUUCGGAGACCCUCACUACAACACUUUUGACGGCCGGACCUUUAACUUUCAGGGCACGUGUCAGUACGUGUUGACCAGAGACUGCGCCUCCCCUGCCUCACCCUUCCAGGUGCUGGUGAAGAACGACGCCCGGCGAACGAGUUCCUUCUCCUGGACCAAGUCAGUGCAGUUGGUCCUGGGCUCCAGCAUCGUCAGCCUGGAGCAACACCUGGCCGUGCGCUGGAACGGCUCCCGUGUGGCACUGCCCUGCGAUGGACCACACUUCCGUGUGGACCUGGAGGGCUACCUGCUGAAGGUGACCACCCGAGCAGGUUUAGAAAUAUCCUGGGAUGGAGACAGCUUUGUGGAGGUCAUGGCUGCCCCUCAUCUCAAGGGCAAGCUGUGCGGUCUCUGUGGCAACUACAAUGGACACAAACGUGAUGACUUAAUCGGUGGAGAUGGGAGCUUCAAGUUUGAUGUGGACGACUUUGCUGAGUCAUGGAAGGUGGAGUCAAACGAGUUCUGCAGUGGACCUCAGAGGAGACCAGUGCCUGAGCUGUGCCAGGGGACAGUGAAGGUGAAGCUGCGAGCCCAUCGAGAGUGCCAGAAGAUCAAGUCCCGGGAGUUCCAGACCUGCCACUCCACAGUGGACUACGCCACUUUUUACUGGUCCUGUGUGACAGACAUGUGCGAGUGUCCAGCCAACAGAAACUGUUACUGUGAGUCGUUUCUGGCCUAUGCCCGGGCCUGCCAGAGAGAGGGCAUCAGGGUGCCUUGGGAGCCGCAGCAGCACUGCACAGCCACCCAGUGCAAGCAUGGUGCUGUGUAUGACACCUGUGGCCCGGGGUGUGUGAAGACCUGUGACACCUGGAAUGAGAUCGGUCCUUGCAACAAGCCGUGUGUGGCAGGCUGCCACUGUCCAACAGACUUGGUCCUGCACAGAGGACGAUGCAUCAAGCCAGUCCUUUGUCCUCAACGGUGACCUCUGUGCCAGCCAUUGAGACUGCAACCUGGUGUCCCUAACACUGAAAUAGAAGAGCCAGGGAAAGACUGCUGUGCAUGUGUGCCUGACUCUGCACACAGAGUACGUAUGUGUAAAUACAUAGCGGAAUAGGUGUAUUCGAACAUUUCAUCAUUUAUAUGGACUACAGUGCAGUAUUAUAUGUAUAUUUUUUGCUAUAAGACAGGUGUUGUUUCUGGGAUCCUAAUCUGUAAGCCAUUGGAUAUGCUGUAUAGACACUCCAGGGGCAUUUAACAGGCAGUGUGCAGACCUCGGGAAUGGCUGUGCCAUCACACACCUUUCUCAUUCUUAAGGAAGUUUCCUAAAGACCCUCAGCUGCUGCAUUCAUUUUAGCUUGGAGUCAGUGUUUGUCAAUGAGUGGGAAAUGUGUUUCUUUAGAGAAGAGCACAUGUAUUUGAGGACAUUUCAUGUUUGCAAAGACAGGACUGUAUGCCUGACAGAGAUGACAGGAGACUGGGACAGGCUCUUAUGGUGCCUGCAAAGCCAAGGGGUGGGCUGCUAGGCUUCACUGGGUCAUGGUCUGAUAUUGUUUGCAAAACUGGCUGUCACCAAGAAAUACGGGUAUGUCACUAGGGCAGCCUCCUCAUUAUAUAGAUCUGUGUGGUAGAUGUGACCACUUAUGUCAUGUGUUGGGAUGAAAGAGUAUCCAGGUGGCCUGUUAGUGGUAUUUAGCAUGAGGAGUUUGGAGAAAACAUUGCACAACAGAUGAAAAAUAUCCAUGUCUCUGGAUCUCAGAGCAAUCCAGUGAGGAGAUGGAGGCCCUCUAUCCUUCAGGAUACACCAUGUAUAAAACAAAAGCCUUUGACUGUCUCUAGAGAGUUCCUGCCCAGUACUAUUUGCCUAUGAAGAGAUCCUAGUUAUUAGAUGGGGGAGACUUACUCACCAGUUGCUUUAAUGUCACUCCCAAGCAAAGAAUGUUCUGUGUACUUUCUCCAACUUACCAAUAAUGUCACUACCAGUCACCAUGUGAAUUUCUUGAAUUGCUUUCUAUUAAACAAGGGAAAAUGUCAACAGAAACAAAACCAACUUUUGUCUAAAAAUAGAUACUCUGCCUUGGAAUAAAUAAAUGGGUUAAGUUUCAACCAAGGCAUUUUCUCCUUUGAGACAUGCUGAGUUAUGCUUCAUAAAUUAGUUGUAUCAAUGUCAGAUUAGCCCAUUUUAACAUUUUAGUCAUAAUUGAUAGACCCUACCUUUUUAAUUUUUAAUUGAUAGAGAGUUCUAUUAAUAGACAAAAAAAAUGGCUACAUUCUGGCAGCUGCAGGAUUAGCCAUCUUGUCAAAGACUUGUGUGCCCUUUAUAUUCUCACAGCCAGGGUAUGGGGAGUUUCUCACCAGAGCCCUGCUAGCUGUUGAGUGAGCUGAGCACAGUCCCCGUAUAGUGCUGAUGGCCAGCAGCUGUCUUUUUGCUCCUCGCUCCUCCUCUCAGGUCUUAGCCUCUGUUCUGUCCUGUACAUACACUUUCAUUCUCCUUCUCUAGGUAGGGUGGGCCCUGGGCUGGGAGAAGCCCAGAAGCGAUGCCAUGGUCCACUUAGUCCCGUUGUUGUUCCAGCCCUUGGAGCUCAAAGAGCCAGAUGCUCCCCUUGCUCCUCCCUGUAACUCAGUUAGAUGAAGUAAAAGGCUUGGGUGACCCGGGUGCCUCUCACUCAGGGCCCGAGGAGCCUCUAUGCAGACAGACAGUCUGUAAUGUAGGCUUUUACUUCCGGGACACAUGCGUGUACCCCAGCAGACCUCAGAGUCCUUGACCCACUCACCCAGCCCCAAGCAAGACUCACUGGACCCUGCUCAGGUGACACUGCGAGUGAAGCAGGAGGAACAGGGGCCUGCAUGUUUCUGGUGCUUUCCUGGGUGUCAAGGAUUUAAAGGCUCAGUGAGGCACAUGACUGUCCCAAGGCCACAGCCAGUAGUUUCGGGUGGACAUGGUCUCCCCGGUAUACUCUGUUGCACGCACAGCAGCCCACGUAAGGAAAUUUCUUCUGUGGACCAGAGUGUACUUAUUUCUACAAUGAGCACAGACCAUGUUCCUACUGCAUUUGUGGACAGGCUUUCCAAGGACGACCACAAUAAUUUGCCCUGUGUGCUCUGCUCCACUGAGGCAUGGCCAGGCGCCCAUAGCUAGAGGCAAAUGUGCCACCUUUCCUGAUGGGUAUGGGCUGCCCUUGGUGGCUUUCAUGUUGCCAGCAGGUCUGACAAUUGCAAGCCCAAGAGUGUGGUUCCAGGUGACAGUUCCAGCUGAGCAGGGGCUUCCAUCCCACCCAACCACCAGAUAUGGGAAGGGAGAAGCCUCCAGAUAACUCCAGCCCCAGCCACCAAGGGUCCCCAGCCGUGGCCAUUCCACAUGCAUGGCUCACAUUUCUGUGUAUCUGCUGGGCAAAGCACCAGUGCCUUUGUUCUAGAUUAUCACUUGGAAGAUGCUGACAGAGCACACAGCCUGAAGAAAGUAACUGCGCCACCCUCCGAAGCAAAGGGCAAGUUUGCUUUCAGCCUUGGAAGACAGAGAUAGUGUCCUCUUUAAUAAAGAUACUGUCUUCUUGGGCUUAAGGCAGGCAUGGCCCGCUGACUUCCCUGUAUAGAAGAUUAGGGUUCCCAGUGUCCUAGGUUUCCCUCUUACAGUGCCACCCACUACAUAGGAGGUAUCACCUGGCUCUCUCUGCAUCACCCUGAGGAACUAGGCCCCAAAAAUGGACACAAGAAAGUACUGGAACUCAGGCUCCUGCUAUUCCUAUACAAAAUAAAGUCUCUGACCCACCGUCUCCUGUUUUCCACCAACAUCCACACAGCUGUGGCAGGUUGACUUCUUGUUUUACAAGUGAGUGAGAAUCUCAGAGCCUGGUAACCUAGUGCACACAGUCUUUGAGUUCAGCUCCCAAGGAUCCAGGAACAUCAGAAGAUGGCCUUUGCUUUACAGCAUGGUUUGAGGAGCAUUAAUAGAGAAUCAGAAAGAGGCAGAUGUACGAGACUGAUUCCUUUUCUCCGGGGAGCCCACAGCCUAUGCAAAAGAAUGAGUGACUUACAUAGAAACAAUAGACGAAGCAGGCCCAGCAUUACACACAAGUAACCCAGCACUCACGGAGGUUGAGGCAAGAGUUCACAAUUUCAAGCCCAGUUUAGGCAUCUCAGUGAGACUCUGUCUUGAAAAAAAAAAAAAUAAUAAGUAAAUUUUAAAAAGGAAGAGAUACAGUUCAGUGUGAAGGCCCUGGGUUCAAUCCUCCGUACCACAAAAAGAAAAGAAAAUGGAAAAAAAGUCAAAUAUCCAAAGGCUCCCUCCCUAUGCUGAGAAUUGUGUUUUUGUGAUCCAACCCACAAAUAUAUCUGAUGGCCUUUGGAUGUCAAACACCCAUGUCCCAUCAUAAGUGGGAAUUUAAUGUAAUUUAUGUAGUAAUUUAUGUAGUAAUUUAAUGUGUUUUAAUUUUUUAAUCAAGUUUUCACUGUACAUCCAUAGAAUUCCAAAUUAGUCAUCCUGCUUCAAUAUAUGAAAUCACUAUUUUUCAUUUCUUCCUGUAUUUAAAAUUUAAAAAUACAAAAUACAUUUAGCACAUGAUUGAAAAUGAAAUUUUGUUUGUAAAAAAAAUAGUUUGUUUCAGUUAUAUAUAAUAGGAAACACUACUUUUCUUUGAAAUUGAAUUGAAUUAAUUAUUAAUGUGUGUGUAUCUCUUUGUUCUGGUCAACACUCAUUUUCCUCCAGCUGUAGGGGCACGGUAUGCAAGCCUCUGUCUUUAUCGUUCAACAUCCUGGUUUCAAGUCUUUUCAGGAACUCAGAAGCUGGUGGUUGACAAGCACUGUGCUUGACACUGGAACACAGCAGAAGGACUUGAGCAGACUGGGACAUCAAAGCUGCUGAUCUGCACCCUCAGGGGGAGGUGGGAGGUGACUUAGGACAUGUAGUGUGUCAUUCCAGGAACGGAGAACAGCAGGUGAAGCAGCAGAGGAUCAUCGAGAUACCCAGAACUGAAAGGCAGCAUAUGCUAGCUUAGCAAAAUACCUUCACGUCAGGCUCCUUACCCUGAGCCGGAGAAGUGAGAGAGAGGCUGACCAUGCAGAAAGCAGGGUCCAUAGGAAGACUGAGUGGGACAGCAGUCCAUGCACCUCCUCUGCAAUCACUUAGCUUUCAGAAUGUUCCUUUACCUCUAAACCAACCCUAAUAUCUGCUCACAUUAUCAUGAGACUCAAAGUGUCACAUGUGUGCAUUAUGAAGUGUUUCCCAUGCGAUCUGUUUAAUACCACCUAUUAUUGAAAUUUUAAAAACCUCUGUCAACUUCAAAUUGGAUGUUGGCACAAGGAAGUGUGAGGUAUAGCAAUAAUGCAAAAGGCCAAAUAAGAUCAUUUACAUUACAUUUUGAAUUAUGUUAGAAGAGUUUUCAUGGCUAUUUUCUUCCUUACUUUGCUCACUGAGAUUGCCAUCCACUUGUAUCCCUUGCCCACAUAUACAUAACAGCUUUCCACUGAUAUUCUACCCUCUAUCUGCAACUCACAUACUGAUGGUGAGAAUACUCAGGUGAAGCUGAACAGCACCUUCACUGACUGUACUGGAUCAAACCACACCCAAGGAUCUAGGAACUAACUUUUUGACCGAUGUGGCACUGCAGCUAUUGGAAAAGCCAGAGCCCAUAAACAGGGCAUCCUCACUGAAGGACAUGGAUCGAUUGCAGGUACCGAAGUACCUCUUCAACUUGCAUGGAGUGGUGGCCACAAUAGUGCCCCAGCUCUGGAACCUUCUGUGAACAGGAAUGUGCUCCUGAGGCACAACCUCUAUAGGUCACCAUGGUGGCCAAUCAGGUCAACUCUUCCAGACAGUCGCUGGCCAGCGAGCCAGCCAGGGACUGAGCGUGACUUGUGAACCUGGUCAUUUCUACCCAGCACUGGCCUCCUCCUACAUGGGAGCACCUCACUGAGUGUCUUGGUUACUUUCCUCUCAUUGCUGAAGCAAAAUAUGCAACACCCAAACUGAAGAAAGAAAAGGUUUAUUUACCUCAUUGUGCAAGUUUCAGUCCUUAAUCCACUGGCUCCUGGGCAGUGUGGGCUGGCACCGAGACAACACUUCAAGACAGCGGCUGGCAAAAGCAACCAGAGCAAAAGAGAAGAGAAAGCCCCUUUGCCUCCCUUGUAUUGUAGGUGUAGCACUCAAAAUCUCCUUGCCCUCCUGUUGCAUGGGCUCAGGAUAUUUACAAAGUGAGAACCCUGGCUCCCUGCUGAGUCGCUUAGUUAAAUUUCUUUUUUUUUUUUAACUUUUUUUUUUGUCUUUUUCAUUUUUAUCGGUACUGGGAAUCAAACUCACAACUGCCUACUUGCAAGGCAGGUGCUUAUGCCACUGAGCUAAAUCCCCAGCCACGCUUAGUUAAAUUUCUAACUCCAGAUGACACACUGUAUCAUCCAUAACACUGAGUAUGCUGACACCUGUUGGCAUGUCCUGUGCUUAUCUGAAGACUUCCAGACCACCUUUCCUCUGUGGUUUUGAUUUUUGUUUUUGUAAUAUAGUGAUUGAACCCAAGGCUCUUGUACUGAGCUCCACUAAAGCUCAUUUAUAUUUUUUAAAUUUCAAGACAAGAUCUGAGUAAGUCAUUAUAUUGGCUGUGCUGGAUUGAACUUCUAAUCCUUCUGUCUCAACCUCCCAGAGUGCUGGGAUUACAGGCAUGUAUCACCACACCCAGCUUAUCACUUCUAUUUUAAUAAGUGUCACCCUUCCUAGUUUGACCCAUCUUAGUUUUCCUGACCACCUACAUAUGGUGCCACCAAGGAAAUCAUUCACUCUACAGCCAUACUGAGGGAUCCUCUGCCUCCCAGAAAUUUUUCUAAGGCCACAGCUCAGUAGCCUUUUUCAAGGAAGGAUAUGUAUGCCCAUGAGAUGUUUGUCAUAUAUAUAUAUUCCCAGGCCCUGGCCAGAGUUUCAAGUCCUUGGGAUGGAAAACAGUUCUCUGCUGCUACAGAGGCAUAGGGUACACGUCUGUGGAGAUCUAAGCACUGGUCACUCAGUCAACCCAGCCAUUGAGAAGAACAUCUAAUAAAACCACCUUAAUCUGAACAAUGGCUCUAAUUUAUUCCACAUAUUUAACUAAAUGAUUUACUGUAUUAUAAAAACUGGUUUAAUGUCUUUUAAACUAAAUAAAAGGAAAUAUACCUUAAAAAGUUACAAUGUAUAAGAUGUGAUCAUAAUAGAUGGUGAGUGUUCAGGGUUUGUUUUUUAAAUUUCAAUAAAAGACCUAUUUCCAUGA